Tripterygium wilfordii is the source of this 1195-nucleotide messenger RNA. Its product is annotated as tetratricopeptide repeat protein 4 homolog. Lineage: Eukaryota; Viridiplantae; Streptophyta; Magnoliopsida; Celastrales; Celastraceae. Bases 67 to 1143 code for a protein of 358 amino acids. Gene Ontology annotation, molecular function: Hsp90 protein binding. The transcript is spliced from 8 exons. The record is from RefSeq and is a predicted model, not a curated record.
UUCUUCUACACGACUUCUAAAUUAACGUCCUCUCCGUCUUCUCUCUCGCGCCCAUCUCUGCUACUAAUGGCGCUCUUGAUGGAACCGGGGACGGAGCCCAAAACCGAAAGCGAGAUUGCGGACCUUGAAGCUAUUACCGCUCUUAAAGAGUCUACAGCUCUCGAACUCAAGGAGAAGGGAAACGAGUAUGUCAAGAUGGGUAAGAAGCAUUAUUCGGAUGCUGUCGAUUGUUACACCAGAGCAAUUCAUCAGAAAGUUCUCUCUGAAGCCGAAAACUCGCUACUUUAUGCGAACAGAGCCCACGUGAAUUUGCUGCUGGGGAAUUACAGGCGUGCUCUCACCGAUGCCGAGGAGGCUAUUAAGCUUUGCUCGACUAACGUCAAGGCACUGUACCGAGCUACUAAAGCAGCUUUGGCCUUGGAUUUGUUAACGGAAGCAAAAUCAUAUUGCGAGAAGGGGCUUGAGCGUGAUCCAGAUAAUUUUGAGCUGAAGAAGCUAUUAAGGCAAAUUGAUUCGAGAAAGCUUGAAGAGGAACAACGUGAGGCUGAAGUUAACAGGGCCAUUGCAGAAGCUAAGAACCUGCACUCUGCAAUUGAAGACCGGGGCUUGAAAAUGGGGAUGGCAACGUUCCGAGAACUUGUUGGACUAAGGAAGCCAUUACUGGACAAAGAUAAAAUACUUCACUGGCCGGUUCUUCUUCUGUACCCAGAGGUCAUGUCCAGUGACUUCAUCGAGGACUUCUGUGAGACUGACAUGUUUUCAGCUCAUCUUGACAUGAUGUUUUCUGAAGGCAGUCCACCGUUGCCAUGGGAUAAAGAAAACAAUUACACUCGGGAAGUUAUUGAACUGUACUAUGAGGCUGUUUCUGGAGUUCUUUUAUCAAAAGCAAAAGUUCUCCAAUAUCUCCUAGAAGGAACUACCGGUGCUCAAGCAGAAGGCAUUGGCGAUGGAGAGAAGGAUGAAACUGAAACUGCUGGCCAGGGAUCUUCUAAAUGGAUCAAAGUGAAUGAGAAGAGAAUGCUUUAUGAUAUUCUGAAGGAACCUAACUUCAUUAUCACAGGAAUCCCAGUCUUUUACGUCGUUUCUAAAAGAUCAAGCUUCUACAAAGACUUCAGAGCUGGAAAAUGGACUCCACCGUUGUGAUAAUUGGACCAAGCACAUGUUAGAGAUGGGGGAAAAAAUCAAGAGUUAUUAA